Zonotrichia albicollis (white-throated sparrow) is the source of this 315-nucleotide messenger RNA. RefSeq names its product gallinacin-11-like. Gene Ontology annotation, molecular function: CCR6 chemokine receptor binding. Gene Ontology annotation, biological process: defense response to Gram-negative bacterium; defense response to Gram-positive bacterium; innate immune response in mucosa. Gene Ontology annotation, cellular component: extracellular region. The record is from RefSeq and is a predicted model, not a curated record. NCBI's taxonomy places the organism in Eukaryota, Metazoa, Chordata, Aves, Passeriformes, Passerellidae.
AUGGAGCUCUUCUCCUGCCUCAUGGCUCUCCUGCUUUUCCUCCUCCAGGCUGUUCCAGGUCUCGGCUUGCCCAGGGACACCUCCCGUUGUCUGGAAUACCACGGCUACUGCUUCCACCUGAAAUCCUGCCCGGAGCCCUUCGCUGCCUUUGGGACCUGCUAUCGGCGCCGCAGGACCUGCUGUGUUGACACCACGUCCAACUUCCAUAUCUGCCAGGAUGAGGGGGGCCAUUGUGUGCCCCCAGAAAUCAGAUGUCUGCAGGAGCAGGAGGGGCUCUGCCCUCGCAGGGGAUGGAAGUGCUGCACAGAAGCGUGA